CUCCUACCCUACAAACCCCCAUGUAAAACCUACCAUGACUCUCCAUCCUCUCAUAUAAAACGCCCUAGAAUCUUCCUCCACGCUUUCUUCCCUCAACCAAACAACCCACCACGAUCACCAACAACGAAGAAAACACCAAUAUUCCCACACACAUCUCAACACACCACAACAUCCCAAAAAAUGCCGCCUCCAUAUUCCACCAAAAACACCGACCAAAGCAAAUCCCAAAGCACCAACCCAAAAAGCAAACCCGCAAAGCCCAAGUCCGAAGCUCAAUCCAGCACCGCCCAAGCAAGUCCAAACCAAGCAAAAACCACCUCAUCGAAAUCCACUUCGGGGAGCGACUCGCCGGGAUCCAUCCCUCCUCCAGCUCCAUCACCACCCCCCAAUCCAUCCCCCCCACCGCCAUCCACAACCCAGCCCCCCGAGCGCCCAAAAUCCCACUUCUACGACCUCCACCAAGCGCGUCACUACCUCGCCACCCACGACCCUUCCAUGCGAAGAAUCUUCACCCUCACACUCAGCCUCGACUACUUCGUCACAAACAGCACCCACUUCCUCGAAAUGUCCAAGAUGUACACCGCUGAGGAAUUACGCGAGCGGGAGAAAGACAAGACGCAUGAGAAUGUGUUUAAGGAUGUUGGGAGGUUGAUUAGGGAGUAUGGGGAGGAGACGCUUCGGGAGGCUGAAGAGGCUGAGUAUGCUGGGUGGGAGGGGGAAUAUGAGAGGUAUGAUAAGGGGAAGGGGAAGGGGGAUGAGGAUGAGGAGGCGAUGGCUAGAGCGAUUCCGAAAAUGAGGGAGUUGGCUUUGAAGGAGAUGGAGGAGAAGAAGGAUAAGGCGGAGAGGUGUAUGUGGUGGAUCCGCGAGGUUUAUUCUAGGGCACAGAAGGGGCAGGGUGGUGAAUGGGCUAAGUGA
Messenger RNA from Periconia digitata, 915 nucleotides. The record is from the annotation of a GenBank genome assembly. Lineage: Eukaryota; Fungi; Ascomycota; Dothideomycetes; Pleosporales; Periconiaceae.